Molecule: messenger RNA, 1640 nt
Organism: Achroia grisella
Lineage: Eukaryota; Metazoa; Arthropoda; Insecta; Lepidoptera; Pyralidae
Gene: Stoml2
Product: stomatin-like protein 2, mitochondrial
Exons: 8
Coding region: 86-1312 (408 amino acids)
Cellular component (GO): membrane
Source: RefSeq, a predicted model, not a curated record
AAUGUCAUAUACAGGUGAAUGUAAUUUGAGGAAAAUGUAUUAACUAUUUUAUGAAAUUAUAAGUAAAUUUACUGAUUUUAUCACCAUGUUUACUAGAUCUAGAUUACUUUUCUCAAGAGCUAUUUCUCUAAGGAAUGUUUUGAAGCCGGAUUACCAAAAUGAGGCUCGUUUUCUUUAUAGCAUCACAUCGGUGAGAAGUCGUUCCACUACUCCGCUCAAUACAAUUAUAAUGUUUGUUCCACAACAAGAGGCCUGGAUAGUUGAGCGAAUGGGUAAAUUCCAUCGGAUACUUGAACCUGGAUUAAACCUGCUAUGGCCCAUUGUUGAUAAAAUAAAGUAUGUACAAAGUUUAAAAGAAAUAGCUAUAGAUGUACCGAAACAAAGCGCCAUCACUUCUGAUAAUGUUACAUUGAGCAUUGACGGAGUGUUGUACCUACGCAUUAUAGACCCAUAUUUAGCAUCAUAUGGUGUUGAGGACCCUGAAUUUGCUAUAACGCAACUUGCUCAAACUACCAUGCGAUCAGAGCUUGGUCAAAUAUCUUUGGAUAAAGUGUUUAGAGAGAGAGAGUCACUUAAUGUGUCUAUAGUGCAUGCAAUCAACAAAGCAAGUGAAGCUUGGGGUAUUACCUGCCUCCGAUAUGAAAUUCGUGAUAUUAAGCUUCCGACGCGAGUUCAUGAGGCCAUGCAAAUGCAAGUAGAAGCAGAGCGAAGGAAACGGGCUGCUAUACUGGAAUCUGAAGGUGUGAGAGCUGCUGACAUUAAUGUCGCAGAGGGUAAACGCCAAGCAAGAAUUUUAGCUUCAGAGGCUGAGAGGCAGGAACAGAUUAACAAGGCCUCUGGUGAAGCUCAAGCUAUGCUAGCGGUAGCUAAUGCACGUGCUCGCGGUCUCAAACUUAUAGCUAGUGCUUUAUCUGAACCGGAUAGUAAGCAUGCGGCAUCUCUAACACUAGCUGAACAAUAUGUAUCUGCAUUCAAUAAACUAGCAAGGACAAACAAUACUCUCAUUUUGCCAGCGAAUGCAGGAGAUGUAUCAAAUUUAGUAGCACAGGCUAUGUCAAUAUAUUCAACAGUUACAGCACACAAUGCUCAAUCACCACAAGACCAAUCUGCAAUAUCAGAUAGUUAUGCAGAUCCUUUCGUAAAAAUUAAUGCACUCACAGACAAAGGCACGACACUAGCAGGCCAGAGUAUUCCACAUGAAGAUGAUAGUUUGGCUGAAUAUUUCUCAGAUGAUGAAGAGAGGGAAAAAGCGUUACAAGCCCAGAAAGAGAAGAAAGAGCAGACUUUAAAUAAGUUAGAAAAAGAUACAUAGAAUCGUUAAGUAUAGUAGUGCUUAUUAAUAAAUUACAUAAAAACAUUUAUGUGUCAUGAACUCGUGAGUCAAAUAGCCUUCAUAUAUAGUUGAUAUUAGAAAAAAACAAAUUAAAAUAUAAUAUCAUAUUUAAUAGCAUCCAUUUAGUCAUGAUGCAAUCCAUAAAUUAUUAAAUAACAUUACUAUAUAACUAUAUUGUUUACUUACAUAAUAUUCACAUUUAUAACAGUCUUAUGAAAUUGACAUUUUUAACGUCGAUUUAUUUAAAAAAACUGCUAAUAAUACAAUUUGUACACAAUCAGUAGAAUCGAUUUUUAGAGGUGUUCUA